AUGUCAUCGGUAAAGUUAGAUAGUAUAUUAGAUAAGUUAGUGAAGAGUUCACCACCAGGAGAGUUAAAAGGAGUGAGUCAAGACUUGAAUACAUUAUUAUCGAAUCAAGCUAAUAGUUCAGUAAUUAAUAAAAGUAUUGAAAAUUAUAUAAAUGAAAAUGCCAGUGUAUUUUCAUCUAAAUUGAUUGCUUCAAAGUAUAAUAAACAAGAGAAUUCAACCAAGUACAUUGAUUACAUUGGGAAAAAAGCAUUCAAUAUUGAUUUAAGUAAACAAACUGCCAUUGAUUUCGAAGAUAUUGAAACAUCUGAAAUCGAAUAUCCAACUUAUUUUGAUAAAUUGAAUGAAAAAUUGAUGGUUUAUGGAGAAGACCAUUAUCCAUCGAGUUACGCAUUUACGAUUAUACCUAAAGAACAAGAAGAAGUUCAUGUGAUUAUAAUUGGACAAAGAUUAAAUAAUGAUAAUUUCUAUACUGGACAAUGGAAAUCACAUUAUAUUUUGAAAAAUGGAGAAAUAAGUGGGAACAUUAAGUUAGAUAUUCACUACUAUGAAGACGGUAACGUACGUCUUUCAUUUGAUGAACCAAUUGAAUCAACAAAAAUUUCAAAAAAUGAAAGUGAUAUUGUUAAUUUCAUUAAUAAUUCGGAAAAUCAAAUUACCAUUAAAAUUGUUGAAAAUUUCAACGAUUUGAAUCAAAAAUAUUUUAAGAAUUUAAGAAGAUUAUUGCCAGUUACUAAAUCCAAAAUUAAUUGGGGUAAUGCUAUUGGAAAUUACAGAUUAGGUUCCGAUGUUGUCAAUAAACAAUAG
Molecule: messenger RNA, 804 nt
Organism: Hyphopichia burtonii NRRL Y-1933
Lineage: Eukaryota; Fungi; Ascomycota; Pichiomycetes; Serinales; Debaryomycetaceae
Exons: 1
Coding region: 1-804 (267 amino acids)
Biological process (GO): actin cytoskeleton organization; barbed-end actin filament capping
Cellular component (GO): actin cortical patch; F-actin capping protein complex
Molecular function (GO): actin filament binding
Source: RefSeq, a predicted model, not a curated record